AUGUACGUCUACCUGGCUGAAUUCUUGAUGCAGUUAGAGACUUUCAUAGCCGACCAUGAGGAUCAUUUCCCCGGGGGCGCUGAGCGGGUGGCCUUUCUGAUCUCCUUUUUCACCGGUGAAGCCAAAGACUGGGCCGUCUCGGUCACCCAGGAGGGAAGCCCCCUGCAUGCCAACUUCCCGCGCUUCCUGGAUGAAAUCCGUAAGGAAUUCUGUGGCCCCAUCCCCCCAAGUGUGGCCAAAAAGGCCAUCCGCAAGCUCAAGCAGGGUGACUGUACCCUGGGCAGCUAUGCAGAUGCUUUUCAGUUCCUGGCUCAAUUCUUGUCUUGGGAUGACUGCCGCCUUCAGAACCAAUUCCUCAAAGGCCUUUCAGAAUUCUUCCGCAAGGAGCUCUUAUGGUCAACUGAAAUGGCCGACCUGGACGAGCUGAUUCUUGAAUGCGUGGAGAUAGAAAGAAAAGUGCGUGUCCCCAAGCCGAUCCCCCUCCCUGGGGUUCGCAAUAUCUUCUUCCCUUUUGCAGAAGACCCUAACCUCGAAGGUGAAGAAGGCGAAGAGUGCCACAGUGGGGAAGAUGAAGAGACGCGCAGGCGCAGGCUUCACGACAAGGACCAGCGGAGGCGCGUGAGAGCUAUUCAGCAAGAGACUAGGGAGGAGGAGGAGAAGAGGAAGAAGGAGGAAGAGAUGAGGAAGAAGCAGCUGAAACAGAAAGGUGAGAAGGACGAGGAGGAGGAGGAAGAAGAGGAGGAGGAGGAAGAGGAGGAAGGAGAGGAGGAGAUGAGGGAGAAGAAGGAGGAGGAAGAUCAGAAUAAGGAGGAGGAAGAAGAGGAAGAUGAGAGCGGCCGCCAGGAACCGGAGCAGGAGCCGGAGCAGGAGCAGGAGCAAGAGACGGAGGACGAGACCCAAGACGACGACCUGGAUGAGCUGAUGGAGAUGGAGCCCACAUAUGCCAACGCUUCGUCCCAGACUUCCGGCUACUAUCAUGAAAAUUUCCUAGAUGUGUCGCCUCCCAUCGUACAGCCCAGCAGACGGAGGAACCAGAAUCGAGUCCCACUUCUGGAGGGCCUUCCAGGGACCAAUUCGCCCUUCUACAGUUCGCCGCCACUGAUUCGCCGCGCAGGUCGCCUGGGGCAACGUCAAAUUCGUAGACGGCCCCCUGUGCUCUUCCGCCUCACUCCGAGACAGGGGGGCCACCGGGCUGCACGGGGCCGCAUUCGCGUGUGAGCCCUGGGGCGAGCCGGCCCCCCCGGAACACACCCUUCUACUGCGUCCCCUGCCCCUGCUAUCGCUGCCACACCUGCCCCAUUCACAGACCAGUACUUAAGGGAGAUCCAGACCUGCAGAACCCGAAGAAGAGCUGUAGAACUCCAGACCAUCCUGUGACCGAGACCAGGGAGUGACACGUGCCUGGCCGAGGCCACCUGGGAAAGGAGGGCUCGGCAAUCGCUGUCCUCUCAGUGUGCAUGCUGCUCAGUCCUGCCACGAGCUGGAGAGCAGGUUUCUGGGCCUGUUCCCAUUCAUGGACUGGUCACCCUCUUGUAUUUCCCCUCUAGUUGUCCCCAGCCCUCACUUCUGCGUUUAUUCACUCUGUGUUCUCCAGUUUAAUCCUCUGACUGGCUCACCAGGACUUCACCCAAUGCCUCACUGAUCUGCCCCAAUGAAUGAAAGGACAGGCUCCGCUGAACUCCUAAAGCCACUGAGGCCACUUCCUGGGUAUAAUCGGCAGAGAGUGGGAUGCUACAAGAAACAUGCCUGGAAGCCUGCACUUGCUUCCCGUCACACCUCCAGCAGAAGGGCCCCAAAGAGGCCCCUGCAUCUAGCCCAGUGAGAAGAUGUGAAACCAUGUGUCCCAUGGACCACCUGGCUGAGACCUGUUCUUGACUGACAGAGCAAGCUGGUUCCACCUUCUCACAGAUGACUGGCCCAGGGCCUCAGAGCUCGCCAGAUGUGGGACCCUCUCCUCUCCUGACACUGCCCUCCUGGGCAUCCUCAGUGGACAGAGCCCGAUGUUUCAGGCCCUCCCCCUUUCCUUGAUCUUGCCUAAAGGGUAGGCAUGGGGUGGGGGAGGAGGAGGAGAAGCAGCAGUACCAUCACAGUGUGACCUUGGGAGGAGUGACUCUUUCCUUAGGGACGGUGGUCUCCUCCCCCGGCCAGGCCUUGGACUGCAGUCUCCAGCCAAAGGCCUUGGCAGAGAUUUGCUGUCCUUGGGGUUCUGGAGGAAGCCUAAUUGGCUUUUCCAAAGAGAGAGCGGUCUGAGGCCUGCUCUUUAACUCUAAAUUAAAGGACUCAGUUCUGAGAGGAGAGAGGAAGGGUCUCUCUACAGACUGUACCCAUUGCGGUCUCACAGGAUGUACUGGCAUCUCACGCAGGGCCCGCCAGGGCCUGGUGCUGGGCAUGGAGUAUAUGGUGAGGCUUAAGAGGUUGACUGCCUAGUAGUAACUCCUGGGACUUCUGGGUACUAACUCAGCGGCCCUUGUAGAGACUUGCUGCUUGCCUGGGGUCCAGAAAACACUGCUUCGGCAGCGGAGUACACACUAUGUCACUCUGGCCACAGAAUGCCAGCCAGAUCCACUGCUGGCCUGAACUGUCCUCCAUACUGGGCUUCCUGCACGGGGCCCAGCAGCUGGGCAAGUGCAGCCAAAGUGUCUGUGGCCAGAGAGAGGAAAACAUAGUAAACUAAGCCUCUGCUCCUCACCGGAGUCUGACAGAUAAUCUCAGCCCAGCCUUAGGAUUCUGAGCCCAGAGGCAAGAGGAUGGAGCUGGAGGAAGAGGAGGAACCCAGUCCUCCGCUGGUUUCUGGUGAGGUCUCUAUUCAUCGAUGGGAGCUGUUUCCUCAGGAGAGAGUUCCAGAAGGGGAAGCGCUAUUCUCUGAGGCGACGGAGCCUGUUUGCUGAUGGUCAACACGCUGGCUGCCCACGUCCCUGCCGGAGAAGUGCAGAGGCAAGGUGCCUCGCACCCCUGCCUCCAGGGACCCCUUAGCACAGGCCCUGCCUGUGGCCAUGGUGCUUCUCAUCCUGAGCCCGUGGAGCCUCAGCCAGGGAAAGAGCAGAUGAGCAGUGAGCUGGUUUCUGGCCCUCUGGUGGCAAAGGGGCUGGGGCUUCCCUUUGACCCUCUUCCCCCCUUUCCCAGAUCUUCAGUAUUGUGAUGUAACAGCCACAAGAGCUGUAAGAAGGACUGUGGGCUCUGGGAAACUUUCUUGGGUUGAAAGAAGUGGGGUGGGGGUGGGGGUGGGGGAUGCAUGCCGGGGUCUGAAGGCAGUCCAAGAAUUUCCAGAGACCCGGGAAGACAUCGUUUGAAACGAAUGUGUUACUGUGUUCUUGUUGCAUUACUGUGUUGUGAAGAUAAGAAGUUAUUCUGUACGCUAAAGCUUUCUCCUCAAUAAAAAUAUAAAGGGUGUGUAAA
Messenger RNA from Vicugna pacos (alpaca), 3396 nucleotides. The record is from RefSeq and is a predicted model, not a curated record. Lineage: Eukaryota; Metazoa; Chordata; Mammalia; Artiodactyla; Camelidae.